Molecule: messenger RNA, 2351 nt
Organism: Sinocyclocheilus grahami
Lineage: Eukaryota; Metazoa; Chordata; Actinopteri; Cypriniformes; Cyprinidae
Exons: 3
Coding region: 357-2351 (664 amino acids)
Biological process (GO): leukocyte chemotaxis; induction of positive chemotaxis
Molecular function (GO): CD4 receptor binding; cytokine activity
Source: RefSeq, a predicted model, not a curated record
UGCAGCUGCAGGAAGUUGAGCAACUCAGCCCACAAGUGUGCCACAGAAAUUCACCCAGAACAAGAUAAGGACCAGAGAGUACUGAGACCCAUUACUAUCUCUUUUUGGAUCCAGAGAGCGUGAAACACCUGUCAGAAGAGCAACAGAGUCAAGCUGAAGUUAGCGGGUCUCCUUCUCCUCCCUGGAUUACAAACAGGUUUAUUCCAGCUUUUAUAAUGAUGGUUGGAAAAUAUAGCCCGCCAUUACAAGCAAAAAUAAAUUAACAUUUUUGAACAAGAUGCUGAAAAUGUUAGCAACCAGCCUUCAAUUCCUACUGUAAUGAAUACACUGUGUGACAUUCAGCGUCAUUUAAAAGCAUGAAUUUGCAUACUGGAACGUUUGUACGUCCAUUUCCUGAAACAGACGCAGCUAGCAGCACAACUGAAGAUGCAGAUGCACCUGGAACAGCAGCACAAAGUCAUAGUCAGUUAUCUGUGAUGCCUUUUGGCUCUGCAGCUGCUAGAUUCAAAAUACGCUCUGCUAAAACACUUACUACCAAGGACCUCAGGACAAAAAGCUUUUUUUUUGAGGGUGGAAAAGUUGAAGAUUCAAGCCAGAAAAGUGAUCCUAGUAAGGACCUCAACAAAGCUUGUAUUUCUUCAACUAGUGAUACCCACACUAACACUGAUGGCAAAGAGACAGGUAACACUUUAAGUAAGGAUACAAGCAAGGACUCAAUUCUUCCCAUCAGUUCUGAGAAAGGUGAUGUGAGCGCUAUGAAGUUAAACACUCAAGAAGACAAGAGUAAGGCAGCAAGUGACAGGAGCAAAGGAGAUGUGUUGAGGAGAUCUUAUCAGUCAAACAAAAGCAAAAGCUUAGACUGGAGAGCAGGACAUGGGAAUAGAACUUGGAUGACUAGUGGGACUAGAGACCUUGAAAUUUUUAUGAGGCAAUCCGAUUUAGAGAGAACCGGGAUAAACAACAAGAUAACUUCAUACACGCAAGAGAAUCAACCCAGUAGUGUUUCACGAAGGAGUCAGAAUUACAAUGCAGCCAAUCAAGACAAUCAGAACAGUGACAGAAAGGAUUGCUCUGGAUCUCCAUCUGUGGGAAUGAACCAAGUAAAUUUUGCUCUGGAACAGGCAAACAGUGGUCAGUCACUCCCAUCCAGAUUGAAGCCAAGACUUAGCCAAGGUUCCAUUGGAGAAGGUAGCAGUCUCUGGGAACAGCAACAAGGUGAAUCAAGUCUUGAUCAGACAGAAAACAGAAUGGGAUCCCGGGCCAGAGAGCAAGGAUCUUCCAAUGCAGAGGAAAUAACUGGAAAUCAAACAAUAAUGGAAAGAAUUGCAAAACUGUUUGGAGUAGAUGCCAACUCUGAUGCACACUCAAAAGAUUCAAUCAGAUUAAAACGCAGCAAUACUGUAAAUUCUGAUGAAUCCUUUCCGAAAUCUAUGGACACGGUGGACUGUACUCCAAGACACCGAAAAUACACUACUGACUAUGUGUUUGGAGCUUCUUUAGAUUGUACUGACAGCCAACAGGAGAAACCUUCUUACAAUAUAGAAAAAGCUGGAACAUUCCCUAGAGGGUUUUCAAAAACAUACUUUGAUCCAAAGCAAGAACCCUCUACCAACAGAGAGAACAGAAAUUAUCAAAGGGACAAUUCCUCUGGACUAAGUUUUUCAGUGUCAUCAAAGCCUAAAUGGAGUACAGAAAUGUCCUCUGUCAAAAAAGCUCAGUCACUUCUGCCUGAUGACAAUGACAAGACAAGCAGAACGUGGUUUACAGGGUCUCCAAAGUAUUGUAGUCAGUCCUUAGAAAGGACCAGGAGUAGACUGUCAGCAACUGCUCAAUGCAAUGCUCGCAGGAACCAGCCUGACAGUUCAAGCAUCUCCGGCCAGUGUGUCAAACACUUGCUAACCAUUUCCGGAGGAAUCAAGGAGGAAAUUGGGGAAGACAAACACCCACUGGCCUCAAAAGGAGAAGCACACAAUGAAAUCCGUAAAGAGGAAGAGAAAGAUCAUGUCUUCAUGGUUAAAACUGCAGGAAGGAGAGGAGAUGGUGUUCUAGAAAAGUCGCGUUUACCAUCCUCAGAUUCUGUGAAGAAUACAAUCAGCAUGUUUGAAUCUUUGGCUCAACAAAGCAAAAGCACACCAGAGAUUCUUUACACCAGGAGGACAUUAUCUGUACCAGAGCCCUCCAAGCCUGCAGCUCCAUUGAAGAAGAGUGAUUCGGAAAAAAAUCUACAUUUUGGAAGGGUUGUGGGGAACACAGAAAGCCUAAGAACAAAUAUCUUUAGCAAAAGUGAUUCUAAUGAGGAGACUGAAGGAACUGUUGACCUAAGGGUGUUUCACUCAGAUCUCAUCUCUUAG